Cornus florida is the source of this 2917-nucleotide messenger RNA. Its product is annotated as sister chromatid cohesion protein PDS5 homolog D. Gene Ontology annotation, biological process: mitotic sister chromatid cohesion; DNA repair. NCBI's taxonomy places the organism in Eukaryota, Viridiplantae, Streptophyta, Magnoliopsida, Cornales, Cornaceae. Gene Ontology annotation, cellular component: nucleus; chromatin. The transcript has 13 exons. The record is from RefSeq and is a predicted model, not a curated record. Bases 1 to 2574 code for a protein of 857 amino acids.
AUGGCUUCGUCUUCAUCUUCAUCUUCUUAUUCUCGGAAGGAGCUUCAAAAAGAGCUCAGAGAUAGUGGGAAUAAGCUUCUUAUGCCCCCCUCUUCAGUUGAUGAACUCCUCAAUCUUCUUGAUAAACUAGAGAUUGCUUUAAACAAGGUAAAACAAAUACCAUCACAAUCGAUGCUGGAUGCAGUUGUACCCUCAAUGAAGGCUCUGAUUGCUAAUGAACUAUUGAGGCACCCAGAUAUUGAUGUAAAAAUUUCAGUAGUAUCUUGCAUUAGUGAGAUUUCGAGAAUAACGGCCCCAGAACCACCUUACAAUGAUGACCAAAUGAAGGAAAUUUUUCAGCUUACUGUGAUGGCCUUUGAAAAAUUAUCCAACAUGUCUGGUCGCUGUUAUACUAAGGCUAUAUCAAUUCUUCACACGCUUGCGCAAGUUAGGUCAGUCUUGGUGAUGCUUGACUUGGAGUGCAAUGACUUAAUUGUUGAGAUGUUCAAACAUUUCUUACGCACCAUCAGGUCCAACCAUCCAGAUCAGGUAUUCUUAGACAUGGAGACAGUUAUGACCACAGUCUUGGAGGAAAGUGAAGAAAUAUCAAUGGAGCUUGUUAGUCCUCUUCUGACUAGUGUCAAAAAGGAAAAUCAGAAAGUUUCACCUGUUUCUUGGAAGUUGGGUGUGAAAGUCAUAAGAAACUGUGCUGCUUCACUCAAACCUUAUCUUAGAAAAGCAGGGCAAACCAUGGGCACUGUUUUAAGUGAUUUUGCGGAAGUAGUGGUUUCAAUAUGCCAGGGUGCAUUUGAAGGGGAAAAUUUGGUGGUAGUAGAUCUUGAGUCGGAUGCCAUUUAUACUAAAGAAAUUGGUCCAUCUGUGGAUGAAUCUUUCAAGUCAGUAAUGAAUGAUAGGACUACUCAAACAAGGAGUGAUGAUACUAUGAGUGAUUCAUCCUCUUUGGAGAUAUUAGAGCGUGAUUGUCAGACUGAGCAGCAUGAAGGUACUGAUGCAGGAGUAGAGGCGCAACCUGAAAAUUCAGACUCCUCAAUUAAACCAGAAGCAGAGCCAGAAGAGGUUCUUCCAAAGAAAAGGGGCAGGAAACCUAAUUCUUUAAUAAAACCGGAGGAGGGCUACGACCAUUCUUGGAUUACUUUACGAAGUAAAUCUGAAGGCAAAAUAGAUUCCAAAAACAAACCCGCGAUGGGCCAAACUAAAGAGGAGACAGUUCCAUCCCUGGACAAUGUAUUUGAAAAGAAGGAAGAUGGGGUCCCCAAAGAUCCUGAAGGAAGGCAAGAGUCACUGGGCCGACAAAUGGUUGGUAAGAAACAGUGUGGGAGAAAAAUUACUUCUGAGAAGCAUGUUACUGAAGUAACAGGAGCUUCCUUUUAUGAGGGAAGUGAUCUUAAAAGCAGUCGGCCAAAGAGGAAAGGGAGCCUAAUAAAUCAUGAGGGUGGUCUGGAUUUGUUGUCAGUGCCAAAGGGAGGUUUGCUGAGUGAUAAGCUUGAGGAGAAAGCUUCACGAUAUGCAGAUGUCUCUUUGAAAAAGAAAUCUGAAUGCGCAAGAGAAUCCAAAACAAAACCUGCAAUGGGCUCAAGUAAAAAUGUGCUUGCUGCCAAGAGUAAGAAGCAUGUUACUGAAGAAUCUAGAGACAAGAAAAAGGAAAGGUCUAUAACCAAACAGUUAGCCAAAGAUGAGAAUCACUUGCACAAAGUUUCAAAGAAAAGCUGCAAGCGGAAAAAUACUCAACGAAAAGAUGAGGUUUCUGAAAUGCUCCCUGGUUUCAACGAUUAUGGUGAACAAUUGGUUGGUUGCACUAUUAGGGUUUGGUGGCCGAUGGACCAAAUGUUCUAUGAAGGCGUUAUUAGUUCUUUUGAUCCUUUAGAAAGGAAACACAAGGUAUUAUAUGCUGAUGGAGAUGAAGAAAUACUGAAUCUCUGUUGGGAACGCUGGGAAUUGGUUGGGAUGAACAUUUUGCCAGAUCGAAGGCAAGAAAAGGAUGUUCCAAGUCCCGAUGCUAUAUCUGACAUGCAACAGAAGAAAGGGACAACAAAGUCAAAGACUUCCAUGAAACAAGAAAAAAUGGACAAUUUGUCAAAAAGAGGUGGAGCCUCUGCCGGCAGACCAAAUGUCAAAGCCACAAAAUCAGGCAGACCCACAGAUGUUUCUGUCACGGACGCCCUUAACAUUGUUGAUAAAUUGGGAGACGACACAUCUGAACCAAGCAGAAAAUUGAAUGAUGGCCAAAAAUUUACCAGCAAGUCAAAAGCUGAAACACCUAUGACGAUUCCGAGGAUCAAGCGUGGCACCUCCCAAAUUGUAACCAGGAGUGAAAUUGCCAAAGCCGGUGAUGCGUCCUGUAUUAUAUCCAAGUGUAAAAACACAAAAGCCGAUAGUGAAUCCAAUACUAACAAUGCUAAACAGAAACAUAUAUCCUCUCAGGCGAAAUUGGGUGGAGAUAUGGGGAAAGAGAAGUUGACAGAUCCAGUUGACACACAAGAAACCGAGACACCAAAACCAAAGAAGCAGCGAGGUAGAUUGGUCAAAAGCUGGGCAAAUCAAAUUCUUUCCCAACCUGAUCUUAUGCAGAGUUGAAGUUCUGUUUUAUCUUUUGUAGUUCUCAAUAUAUGAGCUUCUGAGGCCUUGUCUCUAAUCAUAGGCACAUAGAUGUAACUUUUGUUUAUCUUGAACUGAAACUUAAAUUUGGCGGCAAGGCAUGUAGGGUUAUAUUAUAUGAACAAUGGGUAAGUUAUGGUAUAGGAUAGUGUUUGGGGCAUUUAUUUUGUCCUAUAUGUAUAAUCUCUCCUUGGCUGUUGAACUUUUGUAAUUAGUUUGAACAGCCUGGAUUUUUGUUAUAGAUGUCUUUUAUCCAUAGUUUUGAAUGAUCACCAACUCUGAUGUUACCAAUGCUCUUUUACUUGUUAGCAUCUUUGUUGAU